AUGGAAUAUGAAGUCAAGAAAGGGAAGAAGGGCUUUGUGGCUCCCAUCCGCAGGCUGGUAUUCCCCAAGGCCGCCCGCCGGGUAGCCAAUCGGAGCAGUGUGAGCCGCCGGCCACUGCAUUCAAUGUCCCUGUAUCCCCCGGACUAUCUCAUUGACCCCCAGAUUCUGCUGUGUGACUACCUGGAAAAAGAGGUCAAGUUUCUGGGUCACCUCACAUGGGUGACCUCCUCAUUGAACCCCUCCAGCCGGGACGAGCUGUUGCAGCUGCUGGACACCGCCAGGCAACUGAAGGAACUGCCUCUGAAGACCACCGCAGAGCAAGACAGCAUCCUGAGCCUGUCGGCUCGCUGCCUGUUGCUCACCUGGCGCGACAACGAGGAGCUCAUCCUGCGCAUCCCCACGCAUGAGAUCGCUGCCGCCUCCUACCUACAGGAUGACGCGCUGCACCUGUUGGUGCUUAAAACCGGUCUGGGCGUGGACCCUGUGCCAGCCGGCGUGGACGCCAGCCCCGGUGGCACUGGGCGAGACCCAGGCCCGCCAGGCGCGGCGCUCGAGAAGCGGCGGGUGGGCACCACUGAGCGGCGCCACACUAUCUGCAGCCUGGACUGGCGGAUGGCGUGGGGCGGGGGCGGAGGCGCUGAGACCCGGGCCGGGGGCGGUGGUAGCCUAGAGCGCCAGCGCGCUGGAGCUCGGGCGUCGGGCAGCUGGGAGCGGCGGCAGACGUUCAGCGGCAGCUGGGAGCGGCGACACGCCGGUGGCGGCGGCGGCUCAGGCAAACCGGGCGGCAGCUGGGAGCGGAGGCAGGCGGGCGGCGGCGGUGGCGGCAGCUGGGAGCGGCGCCACCCGGGCCCCAACCCACUGGACCCUCAGGACACCAGCCCUGACGCCUACUGCAACCUUGUCAUCCUGGCUGUAGCCAACAGGGAUGCCGCCGAGGAGUCCUGUGCCCUCAUCUGUCAGGUGUUUCAGAUCAUCUAUGGGGACCAGAGCAUUGAGUGCGUAGACCGGGCUGGCUACCAUUACACAGCUACACCCGACCGGCCAUGGCUCUGCAGUCGCAUAAUGACUCCCAGGACAACUUUGAAGCAUAUUACAGCGACACAACCUCUUUCCAUGGCUCUCACUGCAGCAGCAGUGACCACAGCGGCCUUGGCCUUGAGCAGCUGCAGGAUUACAUGGUUACGUUGAGGAGUAAGCUGGGACCUCCUGAGAUCCAGCAGUUUGCCCUGCUGCUGCGGGAAUACCGGCUGGGGCUGCCCAUCCAGGACUACUGCGCCCGCCUGCUGA
Molecule: messenger RNA, 1287 nt
Organism: Chrysochloris asiatica (Cape golden mole)
Lineage: Eukaryota; Metazoa; Chordata; Mammalia; Afrosoricida; Chrysochloridae
Gene: CCM2L
Product: cerebral cavernous malformation 2-like
Exons: 8
Biological process (GO): heart morphogenesis
Source: RefSeq, a predicted model, not a curated record